AUGUCAAGGUCAACAAUAUCAUCCAUAUGUCUACGAUGCCGCCUACAAUCCACCAGACGAAACCCGCGGCGGCUCUAUCAUGCAUCCACGCAGCUCCAGGCUGAAGCAUCGCGACCGUCCGUGGCCCCGAAGGUCUCAAUCGAUAUAAAGCACAUCCGACAAAAUGCAGCUCUCUACGAACAAAACUGCCUCGAGCGCAACUACAAGACUCAAGCCACAUAUCCCGCUAGAAUAAACAGUAUAUUCGAAGAAUGGCACACGUAUCAACGGGAAGCUCGAAGUCUACGAGAGCGGAACAACCGUGUGAAGCUCCAAAUAGCGAAUCCACCCACGGAUCGAGAUAGUGAUUCCGCGGAAGCUCAAGAGCUGAAGGACAUGACACGGGAGCAGCUGCUAGAAGAGGCGCGGGUAUUGAAGGACAAGAUUUCUGUCAUACAGGAAAAAGAAUCUGCGAUCACAACUGAGAUCGACUCGCUAGCAGCGGCAAUCCCAAACCUCACAAGCAAUGAAACACCGCGCGGGUCAGAACCACGGCUCAUUUCCUACAUCAACACGCACCCUGAAUCAGAUCCCUCCGCCUCCUCACGGGUCUGGCGCUCUCAUGUGCAUAUUGGCCAGGAACUGCAACUCUUGGAUCUCGCCAGUGCAGCAACGACUACCGGAUGGGGCUGGUAUUAUCUGCUGAACGAGGCUGCCCAGAUGGAGCAGGCAUUGAUACAAUUUGCUCUAUCAGUGGCACGUAAACAUGGUUGGGGACACGUAUCACCGCCGAGCAUGGUAUAUAGCCAUAUUGCCUCAGCGUGCGGUUUCCAGCCCCGCGAUCAAAACGGCGAGCAGCAAGUUUACAGCAUCCAGCAAAACGCCCGAGACGUAGGCCUCAAGCCCGAACUCAGCCUUUCGGGCACGGCCGAAAUCCCUCUCGCGGGAAUGAAGGCGAACACCACUCUUGAAGAAGCUGAGCUGCCGUUAAAGCGCUUCGGCGUCUCACGGUGCUAUCGUGCGGAGGCUGGAGCUAGGGGCGCCGAUACGAAAGGUCUAUAUCGCGUCCACGAAUUCACAAAAGUCGAAAUGUUUGCCUGGACAUUGCCAUCAAUCGAGGCAUCAACCGCUGUUUUCGACGAAAUGGUUAUAAUACAAAAAGAAAUCCUCCAUUCCUUAGGUUUGCAUUGCCGGAUACUGGAGAUGCCAACCACGGAUUUAGGCGCUUCCGCAACGCGGAAACUGGAUAUUGAAGCAUACUUCCCAUCGAGGAGGCAGAAAGAUGAUGGGUAUGGUGAGGUUACGAGUGUAAGCAUGUGUACGGAUUAUCAGAGCCGGAGAUUGGCUACGAGGGUGGAUGUAAGAUCAUUGGGCGGUAAGCUGGCCUUCCCAUAUACCGUGAAUGGGACGGCCUUGGCGGUGCCGCGGGUACUGGCUGCUAUUUUGGAAAAUGGAUGGGAUGAGGAGAAGUGCGAGGUUAAGAUUCCGGAGUGUUUGUGGCCAUGGAUGGAUGGACUCAAGAUAAUUACGCCGAAGGAGAGACUGCAUUAA
Messenger RNA from Venustampulla echinocandica, 1530 nucleotides. RefSeq lists its product as uncharacterized. Gene Ontology annotation, cellular component: mitochondrion. Gene Ontology annotation, biological process: mitochondrial seryl-tRNA aminoacylation. Lineage: Eukaryota; Fungi; Ascomycota; Leotiomycetes; Helotiales; Pleuroascaceae. The record is from RefSeq and is a predicted model, not a curated record. The transcript has a single exon. Gene Ontology annotation, molecular function: tRNA binding; serine-tRNA ligase activity; ATP binding. The coding region runs from base 1 to 1530 and encodes 509 amino acids.